Messenger RNA from Verticillium dahliae VdLs.17, 984 nucleotides. RefSeq lists its product as uncharacterized. The transcript is spliced from 2 exons. NCBI's taxonomy places the organism in Eukaryota, Fungi, Ascomycota, Sordariomycetes, Glomerellales, Plectosphaerellaceae. The record is from RefSeq and is a predicted model, not a curated record. Gene Ontology annotation, molecular function: phosphatase activity. The coding region runs from base 1 to 984 and encodes 327 amino acids.
AUGCCUAUCGCCAUCACACCCCCCGAGACCCCGGUCCAGAAGGACCUCUCCACAGUUGUUCAGGUCCCGCCGCCAACGGAGAACAAGAAGCGCAAGAUCAUCUGCUUCUCAGAUUUCGACGGCACCAUCUUCAUGCAAGACACGGGCCACAUCCUCUUCGAUAACCACGGCUGUGGCGCCGAGCGUCGCGAGAUCCUUGACGAGCAGAUCAAGACGGGCGAGCGAUCAUUCCGCGACGUGUCGGAGGAGAUGUGGGGAUCCCUCAACGUGCCCUUUGACGACGGCUUCGAGGUGAUGCGGUCGACGCUCGAGAUCGACCCUGCCUUCCACGCCUUCCAUGCCUACUGCCGCCAGCACGGCAUCCCCUUCAACGUCAUCUCGGCGGGCCUCAAGCCCAUCCUGCGCCGCGUGCUCGAUACCUUCCUCGGCGAGGAGGCCUCGGCGCACAUUGACAUUGUGGCCAAUGAGGCGGACAUCACGGACGACGGCUCGGCGUGGAAGCCCAUCUGGCGCCACGACAACGAAAUGGGCCACGACAAGGCCCUGUCCAUGGCCGAGGCGCGCGCCCAGGCCGAGGAGGCCCUCGUCGGCGACGACGGCUCCGUGCCCCUCAUCGUCUUCAUCGGCGACGGCGUCUCGGACCUGCCCGCCGCGCGCCAGGCCGAUGUGCUCUUCGCCCGCCGCGGCCUGCGGCUCGAGGAGUACUGCCAGGAGAACGCCAUUGCCUACACGGCCUUUGACACGUUUGCCGACAUCCAGGCCGAGAUUGAGAGGAUCCGCGACGAGGACGACAAGAAGACGGCCGGCAAGGGCAUGCCCGCGCGCUUCAACCCACGCGCCAACAUGUGGCGCCGCGUGUCGAGCCGGAACGCCGUGCCCCGCCUCGCCGUGCUGUCGCCGGGCAUCGAGAAGGACCUGGCCGAUGUGAUGAAGACGGCUCUCAUCGAGGAAACGGUCGUGCCGGUGCCUGCCGCCGUCAACUGA